This is a messenger RNA of Ixodes scapularis (black-legged tick), 2159 nucleotides long. RefSeq lists its product as uncharacterized. NCBI's taxonomy places the organism in Eukaryota, Metazoa, Arthropoda, Arachnida, Ixodida, Ixodidae. The coding region runs from base 193 to 1818 and encodes 541 amino acids. The record is from RefSeq and is a predicted model, not a curated record. The transcript has 9 exons.
AGUCCCCUGGGAGAUGAGACCGGUGCCCCAGGACAUCUACAAGCAGCAGAAGGAACUCAGGCAGAAGCAACCUUCGCACAACACGAGCAGCCACUUCAGCGGUGCUCUACGCCUAUUAGUGGCACAGUCCCCAGCUCUUUGGACUUGGACGGCACUCCUCAGACUUCGCAGCCCGACACCGAUCCUGUGGACAUGAGCGACGAGGAGAGCGACUCUGAGGACAUGUACAGCGAUGCCCUGGACACCAGCUAUCGGCCAAAUGAUUCGAUCGACUCCGAUGAGGAACUGGAUUCUCCAGAAACCAGUCCCUGGAACGACUCCGUGACCUCGGAUGAUGAAGGACCUGAUGCAGAGUGCAGCACCUCUGCCACGACCACCAACCCCGUGAAAGAAAGGAAGUUCAUCGUCUGCGCUUCAAUGCUCCUACAGUUGUUUUCGGUCUGUAGGGAAUGCUUGGCUCCUACACAUACAAGUUUGAAGGAACGGGGGACCUUGCUGCAUGCCGUGACUGUGUGUGUAAGGGGCCACAAGACUGUCUGGGAAAGCCAGCCCAGGAUUAAUGGGAAGGCAUUGAUGAAUCUUCUCCUACCCGCCGCCAUUACAUUCUCUGGGGCCAGUCCUACACGAGUUAUUCGUCUCCUGAGCUCUGUAGGUGUUGCCGUUCUUCAAAAGAGCCAACUCUUCCUGAUUCAAGGCUGUCUGGUGUUCCCUGCCGCUGCAAAGGUAUGGAAAGAAGAGCAGACCACCCUCCUUACAGCGAUGCGUGGCAGCAAGCUUCACCUGGCAGGCGACGGCCGUGCCGAUUCUCCCGGCUACUCGGCGAAGUAUGGCACGUACACGCUGCUGGAAACAAACAUCAACAAAAUCCUACACUUCGAGGUUAUCCAGUCAACAGAAGUCAAGUCCAGCAACAACAUGGAAACCGAGGGCCUCAAACGUUCCUUCGACCAUCUCCAGGGCUGGGGGUUCUGCCCGCAUGUGCUCGUCACGGACCGCCACUUUGGGGUGAACGCCCUGAUGAAGAGCAACUACCCCAACACCAAGCACCGUUUCGAUGCAUGGCAUGUUGCCAAAGGCAUCGGGAGCAAGCUGGCCCUCGCGGGGAAAACAAAGCGCAACAGCCUGCUAAACAAGUGGGUCAAGACUGUCCGGGCACACGUUUACUGGUGUGCCCAAACCAGUGAUGACAAUGGUGCACUGGUGCUGGCCAAGUGGAUGUCCUUGAUGCGCCAUGUGGACAAUGUGCACCAGCAUCCCGACCCGCUCUACCCUGCUUGCACGCAUGCCCCAAUCGUUGAAGAACGCUGGUGGCUUCAUAAGGGAACUGAGCCGUACGACGCCCUCGAAAAGGUGGUAAUGUCACGACAGCUGCUGAAGGACAUCCCUAAGCUGUCUGGAGAUGGCCAGACGUACCGGCUCGAGUCCUUUCACAGCCUGCUGCUACGAUUUACCCCGAAGUCGAGCCACUUCAGUCUGGAGGGCAUGGAGGCACGGACUGCCAUUGCUGUCCUUCAUUACAACGCCAACUCGGACCGAAAGCAGGCCACAACCAAGGAUGGCAAGGACUGCUUUGUCCUGAAAUUCCCUAAGGCGAGGAAAGGCGAGUGGGUCGUCAACCGAAAAAUGGAGCCUGCGUCCUACGACUACACCCAGAAGCUGUUCGGCUGCUUCCUGGAGCUGGCAGAGGGAGUCCGGACCUACCAGGAGGCCCAGGCCACCUACGUUCCCCGCUCACGAGGGAAGUCUCUGUGCAGCGUUUCCCAGAGGCCAAACAAGGAAGCCGCCGUCCUGGCCCACAGGUCCAGGUUCUCGACUUAGCAGUAUUGGAACCCUGUGUAUGUGGCCGACGGAAACUGUUCCCUGAUCCUUCCGACCACACAGCAUGGGAGCCUGACACGUCGGCGACGGCCCAGCCUGCCCCAAAUCCACCAUACAAACUCCUUGUAGGCCGUGAACCUAUAUUUUCUGAAAAAGGUACAUGCCAUGUAGCAUUUCGGUAAAACUUGCUUUACCUGAACUAUCAAGUUGAGACACUCGCGAACCAGCACCCUUUCAUUUCAAUAACAACGAGCAAGACUAGUUUAUUUUCCCCACAACUUGUAUCUUUGGGGUCUGUCAGUUGCUGCACUUCGGCAACUCAGUUUGCCACAAAGGGCUUC